Messenger RNA from Microplitis demolitor, 2600 nucleotides. RefSeq lists its product as uncharacterized. NCBI's taxonomy places the organism in Eukaryota, Metazoa, Arthropoda, Insecta, Hymenoptera, Braconidae. The record is from RefSeq and is a predicted model, not a curated record. The transcript has 8 exons. Bases 164 to 2437 code for a protein of 757 amino acids.
UGAUUAACAAGUGGUUUAAGUGUGUGCUGAGUGGACUCAAUAAUUAUUAAAAUAUAUAAACUCGCAUUGGUCGUUGUGUCCAAUCACUGUUAAUACGUUUCCGCCACGUAUUAUCAUUCUUAUUUUCAUUCUCAGGUUGAACCAAACUUGAAAAACUAAAAAAAUGAAAAUGAACAAGUUAUCAUUUUUAUUAUUAUCAUUACUAAUAAUAAAUAAUCAGCAUGAAGUACAGGGUUUAAGUUUCGCCAGUAUAUUCGAUAUCGGUUCAAUAAUAAGUGAUGUCGUUGGUAUAGUUUGUGACGUUGCAAAUAUGUUUAUAGAGCAAGAAAUGGCACCUGAUCAUUCACGUGAUUAUGAAAAAUUCCACAGCGAACUUAAGGAGGAAUUCCAAGUAGAAGUUGACGUAAAAUCAGAGUUCACCGAAUCUGACUUGAAUAUGUUGGAAUUAGAGCUUAGCACACAAAGAGUAUCAGUUGAUUUCAAUUCAUAUGGCAGAGAAGCAUCUGAACAGGAUAAGCAAAUAGCAAAACUGAUUACUAACUUCGACACUGUCAUAAGACAAGUUGACAUAUUAGCUUUCACUGUUCACGAUGAGCUGAAAAGCCGAUUGAAAAAAGCCGCUAAAAAAAUUGAUAAUAAUUUUAAAUUAAACAGGGCAAUAGAUAGUUUGGUCCAGUAUACUAAUAGAAUAGACGAAUUAUAUAAGAAGCUUAUAAGUCAUUUUAACAACGAUGAGGUUCUCAAUUAUGAAUCAUUUCAAAGUUUAAGAAGAACUAUAACGUCAUUGAAAGUAGAGAAUCCUCUAGAUACUCUUGAUCAAAUGUGCAAUCUUUUUACACCUCAAAGAUCAUCUGAUGUGACCGACAGCAUUCUCACUUACUUUGUUAGAGAUAAAAAUAGUCUUACGUUUCAACAACGAUGUGACUUGACUUCCACAUACCAAGACCAGUUAAAAGUAAUAUACAAUAUGGUUAUGAUUACUGAACUACGUGCAUUCCUCAUGAUAACUGUUGCAUACAGGCAAAGUGAACUCGAACAGAGAAUGUAUUAUAAAAACGAAACUGAUGUCGCUGUUCAAAUGUUCAUGGAUAGAUCACGUAGAUAUUUAUCGGCUAUGAAAAAUGCCCUGGCAUCUAUACCGUCUGAAUUAAUGCGUUGUGAUCCGGCUAGACAUAUUAAAGACGAGACCAGUUUCGAAAUGACGCUUUUGUUUGGAAGUUAUUAUAUGAACGUCGCUCAGUUGGAUAACAAGUGUUCAGAUUCAUGUGGAAGUAUCGAUACUAAACGUCAACUUGAGUGUCUCAACUUUGAUCGUGAAAAGUCUAACAUUAAUGAUCAUGAUAAGUUCUCUACAACUCCUUCUUACUGUCCACGAUUCCAAUGUCAUGGAAGACUGCAUAAUUGUCGAACAAGCAAUAACAAUCACUUGUGUGAAGCGCGCAUUGAAAAGGAAAGUCGUUAUAAAUGGAUUAAAAGGAGUGUUAAUAACGACAUGAUACAAGAAUGCGAUGGUACUUACAUCAACACGUUUACUCAGAUGCCCUGCUCUAGUUGUAUCUGUCAAUGUUCUGAAGAAGGUGCUGAAUCUGUUGCAACACGGGCUAUUAGUUUUAUACCGCAGUUUUCUGAUGUCAAAAACAAUAUGGUCGUUACAAACGUUCGUUUCCAAAAAAAAGAUAACAUGAUGCACAUACAAAUUCAAGAGGGUAAACUUUUAUCAGAAGGUAGAGUGAACCGUAGCACUCUACGAUGGGUUAAACUAGAUGACUUAGAAUACAGAAAAAAUACUCCCGAGGGAUCAUUUGUCAAGCUGACAAAAGACGACGAAGUCCCUCUGGUUCUUAAGACUGAUUACACCUUUUUGAAUUACAAUGACAGAACUAUUUGGUUAGACGAUGUAAUAGUUGACAGAGGUUACGUCGUCACUGGUGUUAAAUUUAGUCAUAUAAGAUCAUCUGAGGCAAUAACUAUCGAGGUCUAUCCAACAAAAUUCGACUAUUUCACCGGUGAGUUAGUCGCAAACGAAAACUCUAAUGAAUGGAUAAAUCCUCUUCGGAUGUCCUUUAAUAACAAAGAAUAUUAUAAAAUUAGAUCGGAAAUAAAUCUAUCAAACUGCGAUGACCCCUUGAAAAAUUUGAAAAAUGAAGUAAUGUCAAAACCUAAUCAAUUGAUUAAAUUCCAAGUAGGUGAUUUCACAAAAACUUCUGGACAAAUAGUUAUUCCCUUUAUUGAUGCUCGUCCAGCUGGUAUAACGGGUCAUACGGCGCUAACUGGUGUUGGGAUAUUCCAUCGCGGGGCUAGAGGCUACGGAGGAUUUUUGGCUCCUAAACUUAUCGGGCUGGAUCAUUCGAAAUACUUGCAACAGGAAAUUUCGCAAGAUAAAAUUAAUUCAUACAAACCUUCUUAUCAGAGAGCAAGACAUAAUUCUUUUCAAUAAUGUUAAAUAAAUGAUAUUUAAAUUCUUAAAUAUAUAUGUAAGAUGUUUUUAUCUAUACGUUUUACUUAAUAAUUUAAAUAACAUUUGAAUUUAUCAAUAUUUAUAUGAUUUUAUAGUAUAAUGUUGAUUAUUGAUUGAUAAUAAAUAAAGAAUUCCACUAUUA